Molecule: messenger RNA, 1422 nt
Organism: Cutaneotrichosporon cavernicola
Lineage: Eukaryota; Fungi; Basidiomycota; Tremellomycetes; Trichosporonales; Trichosporonaceae
Gene: ARG3
Exons: 2
Coding region: 1-1422 (473 amino acids)
Biological process (GO): L-citrulline biosynthetic process
Cellular component (GO): mitochondrion
Molecular function (GO): ornithine carbamoyltransferase activity; amino acid binding
Source: RefSeq, a predicted model, not a curated record
AUGCUCUCGCUCUCCCGCACCUCCCUCGCACGCCCUACGGCGGCGAUUGCGCGCGCAGUCGUCGCCGCCCCCAAGCGUGGCUACGCGUACGACCGCCCGUCCUACACCGAGCGCCCGAACCGCCCUUACGGCGACCGCCAGACCCGUCCCUCUUUCGACCGCGGUGAACGCCCGAACCGUCCUUAUGGCGAUCGCGGUGACCGCCCGAACCGCACCUUUGGCGACCGUCAGGACCGUCCGUUUAACCCGAGCCACCGCGGCAGCAACCAGGGAAAGCGCUUUUCGGAGACCGUUCUCUACCUUCCGAAUGGUGUCGUCGCCAGGCGGACGCCGGAGACUGCGCCGGUGCUGCUGACCCUCGCCGACCGGUCUGUCGAUGAGAUCACUGCGCUCAUCCAAGGAGCGCUCACUCUCAAGCUUGUGCAGAAGAACUUUGGCCCUCGCUUUCUCGGAGACAGCAUGCGCAAUCGCUCAAUGGCCAUGACCUUCUCUAAGCGCAGCACCCGUACCCGCGUGGCGACCGAGACAGCGACGAGCAGCCUCGGCGGCGUGUCCAUGUUCCUUGGCCGUGACGAUAUCCAGCUCGGUGUCAACGAGAGCCUGUACGACAGUGCCAAGGUCAUUGGCUCAAUGGUGGACGGUAUCAUGGCCCGCGUGGCCAAGCACGAGGAGGUUGAGACUCUCGCCAAGCACUCUGGCGUUCCCGUCAUCAACGCCCUCUCGGACCUCUACCACCCGACGCAGAUUCUCGCCGACAUUCUCACUCUCGUCGAAGAGGCACAUGGGCCCUUUGUGUUCCCAUCGCAGGUGACGACCAGCGAGGGCAGCAGGUACCACUGGAUGCACGAGUGGGUGCGCAACAACGUCGACAUUCCCGGUGCGCUCCGUGGUAAGAAGAUGGCGUGGGUUGGCGACUCGAACAACAUCUCCAACGAGUUGCUCGUUACGCUCCCCCGUUUCGGUGUUCACUUUGCCCUCGCCGCGCCCAAGGGAUACGACACGAUUGACCCGCGUGUCAAGGCCACGCUCGAGGCACAGGGUGUCGCCGACAUGAUCACGUACACCAACGACCCCGCUGUUGCCGUCAAGAACGCUGACAUUCUGAUCACGGACACGUGGAUCAGCAUGGGUCAGGAGGACGAGACGGCUGCCCGCCUCAAGGCGUUUGAGGGGUACCAGAUCACGAUGGACAUGGCUCGCACCCAUGGCGCAAAGGAGGGAUGGAAGUUUAUGCACUGCCUCCCCCGCCACAAGGAGGAGGUUGACGACGAGGUCUUCUACUCGGACCGUUCGCUUGUCUUCCCCGAGGCCGAGAACCGCAAGUGGACCAUCAUGGCUUGUAUUGAUGCCAUGGCCGGCUGGUGGUUGCCUGCGCGUAAGAACCGCAUGCGCAAGGCUGAUGACAUGGUCGAGGAGGCCUAG